CAAGGAUAUGGACAACCGGCAUAUGGCGGUCAAAUGCCACAAGGCCAACUUGAAAUCGGUCACGGGCCUUAUCCUUCGAUUGGAGCAGGUGGUACUAUAGCACCACAAGUACAACAAUGGUUUCGAGCAGUGGAUAAAGAUCAAUCUGGAUUUAUUACAGCACUUGAACUAAGGACGGCGCUGGUCAACGCCGAAGGGCAACAUUUUUCAGAAAUGGCGUGUAACUUAAUGAUCGGAAUGUUUGACAAAGACCGCUCCGGACAUAUUAAUCUUGAAGAAUUCGAUAAACUUUAUACGUACAUUAACCAAUGGCUUGCUGUAUUCAAAACUUACGACACUGAUCAAUCUGGAGCUAUUGAAGAGGAAGAAUUGACCAAAGCACUAUCACAAAUGGGGUUCAGAUUUUCGCCUGAAUUUAUUAGUUUCUUGGCAAAAAGAGGCGAUCCAAGGGGAGGAAAGAUUUCUGUUGAUAAUUUUAUUGUCAUGUGUGUUCAAAUACAACGGUUUACCGAAGCAUUCAGAGUACGCGAUACACAGCAAAAUGGCACUGUGACCAUUGGAUUUGAAGAUUUUCUAAAUAUCGCACUUAGUUGCUCUAUUUAAAAGUAUGCUGUAUACCUGAAAGACUUUAAAUUGCCGAUAAUUACGAAAUAAAAGAUGCAAUUUUUUUCUGUCAUCUACCCACCUGCCCUUAUAGAAUUGCGCUACGUAUAUGUAAAAUAAAAUUCGCGUUAUAUUUCUAUCAAAUAUAAUUUUUAUAUGUUAUGUAAGGGUAACCUUUAGCCGUAAUGGAACUUGUGUUUAUUUAAUAUAGUCUAGGUUAGAUAAAAAGCAUUAGAUCUAAAAAAAAAUAACGCAGGUUUCUAUGUAAGAAAUUAUUUUAAAUCUAUUGUACUAUGUUACAGAAUGUUAAUCUUCAAAGAUUUAAAUUCCUAUUAAAAUUUAUAUUAUUUAUGGUGUAAAAAAGUUAACACCUUUGCGGUCAAAAUACGAUUUUUGAAAAGAAUGACGGCACCGAUGCCUAUCUAUGCAAAAUGGCCCGGCAUUCAAGUGUCACUAGUGAUCAAGCGAAAUAAAAUCUAAAGAAACAUUUUCGUUUUUUUCGUGAAAGAAGCAAUUUGUUUCAUUUAGAAUUUUUAACCCUAUCCUGGACCUUCUCAAUUAUCGCCAGCAGUACAGUAGAUACCUAGCGCUGCACAGCCAUGCCCCAUGUAUGCUCUUGCAUCGACGAUACAGCGUAGGCUCGGUUAGUAAUAUUUUGACAUUCAGGGCUAAACGGGCAAUCGAACAUUGCCUCUUCCUUUUACCCUCCGCCCAUCGUAAGGACUACUUCCUUCCUCUACCCUUCCUUUUCAAUAUCCCUUUUUCCCAUCCCCAUUCCUUUUCUUGGUCCCUUGAAGUAGUUAUCAUGCAGAAGAACUUAGCAGCUCUUUAUUAUCCGACUACGGCAAAGCAAGGGAGGGUAAUGAUUUUAUUACCCUAUGUAUGUAUCCAUAUUAUUAUUUUUUUAUAUUAUAUAUAAUAUCGUAUAUGUAUCAUAAUGUUACUUCAAUAUUAAGUUUAGGACGUUGUACACGGGUCUAAUAACUAUGUUCAAAAUGCAGAAUUUUAUUACAUAUAAUAUUAAGUAGCUUAAUUAACAUUGGGUGUGAUAUAAUAUUAUUAUUGUGGUAAAUAAAAAAUGCUAAAAUACAACAUUACAGCCGGCAUAA
This is a messenger RNA of Manduca sexta (tobacco hornworm), 1712 nucleotides long. RefSeq names its product peflin (gene Pef). NCBI's taxonomy places the organism in Eukaryota, Metazoa, Arthropoda, Insecta, Lepidoptera, Sphingidae. The record is from RefSeq and is a predicted model, not a curated record. Gene Ontology annotation, biological process: COPII vesicle coat assembly. Gene Ontology annotation, molecular function: calcium ion binding.